CAGAGCUCAGCUUUGUUGGUAGUAACAUUUAGUUUUCCAACAUGGGAGUCUUGGCAUCUGCGAGUUUGUUGGCGCUGUUGCUAGCGGUGGAAGGUUUUAAGAUCAGCGUACCCGUACCUGAUCAGGACACCGUGCAAUCAAAGAUCUACAAGAAACAGGCGGCUUUACCACGUACCGAUGCGGUACCAUCAGCUGGCGCACCCGGUGCACCCGCCGCCGAAGACAGCGCCGCACAUAGCGCCUAUUCGCCCCUCGUCUACGACUACUCCACGCCGCAGCUGCACCGAUUCACGGCGCAGGACGGCAUCGGCAGCCCAACAUCCCUCAACGAUUACAGUCAGUACGAACGCCUGGCUGAGUACGAGGCUGAGCAUGCGCCCAGUUACAAAACCGCCGAGUAUCAGAACGACGAUGAGUUCGACGAUGAGGAGCAAUUCCUGCGCAACGAGGAGGGUUACACCCAUUAUAAGACCUCGUCGAACGUUGCCUUUGAAGGCCCCCAUCAAAUCGAGGAGAUCGAGACGAAGAGCUUCCACAAGGAGGUGCCCAAAUACGACGUCACUAACUUCCGCACGCACGAUAUGCCCAAGCAUCAUGGCAAGUCCAAGGAGGUACACUACCACCAGCACAAACACAUGCACAAGCACGAACACAAGCAAGAGCACGUGCAUCAGCACAAACAAGAGCACAAGCACGCCCAUGAGGAGCAUCAUAAGCACGGUCACGAGCAUAAACAGGAGCACAAGCAUGACCAUCACGAGGACCACAAGCACGGCCACGAGCACAAGUCCGAACACAAGCACGGCCACCACGAGGGCCACAAGCAUGGACAUGAGCAUAAGGAAGAACACAAACACGGCCACCACGCGUCCCACAAGCACGGACACCAUCACAAACAUCACCAGGACCACAAACACGACCAUCACCACGGCCACAAACACCACAGCGAGCACAAACACCACGAGGACCAUGGACACAAAGAGGACCACCACCACGGACACAAACACGAUCAUCAUGAGGACCACAAACACCACGAAGACCAUGGUCACAAACACGACCAUCAUCAUGGCCACAAACACGGUCAUAAGCAUGGUCACAAGGAGGAACACAAGCACGGACACAAGCAUUCCCAUCAUCACUCGAAACAUUAGAGCGACUCAUUCGUUCGGCGACCGCAUCCGAAACCAAAAAGGCGUGGGAACGAUACUCAUUGCAAUAGUCAUACUAUUAUCAUAUCCAGCCGAUGGGGGUUUCCUCAAUCCGCCUCACUCGUGGGUGGUGUUAAGUGCAUUUUAAUU
Molecule: messenger RNA, 1298 nt
Organism: Dalotia coriaria
Lineage: Eukaryota; Metazoa; Arthropoda; Insecta; Coleoptera; Staphylinidae
Product: histidine-rich glycoprotein-like
Exons: 2
Coding region: 42-1151 (369 amino acids)
Source: RefSeq, a predicted model, not a curated record